Molecule: messenger RNA, 1507 nt
Organism: Paecilomyces variotii
Lineage: Eukaryota; Fungi; Ascomycota; Eurotiomycetes; Eurotiales; Thermoascaceae
Product: S-adenosyl-L-methionine-dependent methyltransferase
Exons: 10
Coding region: 211-1188 (325 amino acids)
Molecular function (GO): methyltransferase activity
Source: RefSeq, a predicted model, not a curated record
CUAGAUGAUCUGUAUGCACCAGUUGCCUCUUCUAGAGUGUACGCCGUAAUAGCCCCUACUUAUUUGGAGCUUCGCUAGUCGGCUACUGGGAAAACACUAAUAACCUCGUACAACAUAGGUCAUGUGAAUUUCAUUUUGGACACAAAUACAAAGCUGACCCAGUUACUUCUUUGACUCUGAGAAAACCACCUUCUACAAAUUUGUGCCAUCAUGCAAAGUACAGAAGGUGACAACAAUACUCCAAUCGAGGUUGAUUAUCAGACCACAGGUGACGAGUCAUACGAAGAUAGACUAUCAGCCUACAGUGCUUCUCUAACAUCGUCUGUCACCAACUAUCGCCAUGAGAAUGGUCGGAGAUACCACGCAUAUGAUGAUGGAAGAUACUUACUGCCAAAUGAUGAGCACGAGCAAGACCGUCUAGACAUACACCAUGCGCUAUGUAAACAAAUUCUCGACGGAAAACUUCUCUUAGCUCCGAUUGAGAAUCCCCAGAGAGUUCUCGAUCUCGGAACGGGAACCGGAAUUUGGGCGAUUGAAUUUGCGGACCAAUACCAAUCUGCGGAAGUAAUUGGUUGCGAUUUGAGUCCGGUUCAGCCUGCUUGGGUUCCUCCAAACGUACAGUUUUACAUCGAUAACAUCGAGAAAGACUGGAACUAUGAAUCGCCCUUCGAUUUCAUUCACGCCCGUUAUUUGGCAGUGGCAAUGGAGGACUAUGCCGGAUUAGUGAAGAAGGCUUAUCAACAUGUGAAGCCAGGUUCUUGGGUAGAAUUUCAGGACUGGGAUCAAUACCCGUUCUCCGAAGACAAGACUCUAGAAAACACCAACAUGGAGAAAUACUUCGCGGAAGUCAUAGGUGCAUUCGCUGAGAAAGGAUACGAGGCUAGCCCAGGUCCAAAACUGGAACAUUACUUCAAAGCUGCAGGUUUCCAAGAUGUCCAUGUUGAGAAAUUUCGAGUGCCUCUCGGAAUAUGGCCAAAGUCACCACAUCUUAAAACGAUUGGGACCUGGAUGAUGUUGCAAGGGGAAGAAGGUUAUGAGGCAGGAGCGAUGGCUAUUCUGACUCGAUACAAGGGCUGGUCGGAGGAUGAAGUCCGUGUAUUGGUGGACAAGACAAGGAAAGACGCCAAGGAUCGUGAUAUCCAUACUCAAUUCCAUUUUUAUGUGGUAUAUGGUCGCAAACCGGAAUGAAAAAAGUUUCGAGCGACCAGAGACUGGGUGCUUUUUGAACACAUCCAUCAUGAUGGCCAACUCUCGUUUCAUCGAUUAUAUAUGGAAAAGUGAAUGAAAUUUAUUAUUCACUUGGUAAAUCUUAACGUUAGGAAAUGAGAACAGCCAAGAUGCGUAAUUUCUCGGGGCAAACUGCUUUGUCGAGCCAUAUUUUCUAUUAUACUGGAACUCAUAGCAUGAUCGGAAUCAGUCUGCUUUCAUUCUCUUUAGCUGCCAAAAAUGGGGCAUUGACCUGUCAUUCUAAUAACAAGCCACCGUAGGAGUCGAUAAUAUGUGCUCG